This is a messenger RNA of Botrytis fragariae, 342 nucleotides long. RefSeq names its product putative het-domain-containing protein. The coding region runs from base 1 to 342 and encodes 113 amino acids. The transcript has a single exon. NCBI's taxonomy places the organism in Eukaryota, Fungi, Ascomycota, Leotiomycetes, Helotiales, Sclerotiniaceae. The record is from RefSeq and is a predicted model, not a curated record.
AUGGAUUGUACGACUAGCUCGUACGUACCUUCAGAUGACUGCGAAGAGAACGAUAUGAGCGAAGAGGAAAUCCAUGAAGCUGUUUUGGCGGCCGGAAAGAAAGCUAAGAAUAUCAGUCUUUGUGAGAAGUGCGAUCAAAUCGUGGGCUGGUUCUUUCUGGAGCAAAAAGUGUUCAGAGGAAUAAUCAGAAGAGAGGGAGGCUUCCCUCAACUUAUCUAUAAUUUCAAAAUUGACGAGCUCAAGCUGUUUUGCAAGCUCUGCAACUUUUUCCAUUCGAUCAGAAUUGAGGAGGCAUACGAGGACGAAGAAUAUUUUUCCCUCGCAAGGUCAACUGCAGGAUAA